Ipomoea nil (Japanese morning glory) is the source of this 954-nucleotide messenger RNA. Its product is annotated as receptor-like protein 2. Bases 1 to 954 code for a protein of 317 amino acids. The transcript has 2 exons. Gene Ontology annotation, molecular function: protein binding. The record is from RefSeq and is a predicted model, not a curated record. Lineage: Eukaryota; Viridiplantae; Streptophyta; Magnoliopsida; Solanales; Convolvulaceae.
AUGGCGAGUAAUGUGGUUGUUGUUGUAUCUUCCUCCUCUUCAUGUGUAUCACUGUCACAGCUGAGAGCUCUCAACCUUCAUUCACCACUGCCGUGGUUGCCGUGGUGCGGCGACAACUUUUCAAAGAAGGUGAUUGAAUGGAAUAUAAAGGAGGAUUGUUGUAGUUGGGAUGGCGUUUCAUGUGACCCUGCCACUGGUUAUGUCACUGGACUCAACCUCAGUUUCAGUAUGCUCUCGGCUCAAAUUUUUCCCAUUUUCAAUCUUCACCAUCUUCAAACUCUCAAUCUUGCUUGCAACGAUUUCAACUCUGCUCCAUUCCCGUCCGGGUUUGAAAAUUUGAGGAAUUUGAUUCACCUUAACCUUUCGUAUACCAUUUUUUCUGGUCAAAUUCCUGCGGGGAUUUCGAUGCUGACGAGGUUGGUGUCUCUUGAUCUUACCUCGAUGUCUUCAUUAGAGUUAAGAAAACCAAACCUUGAAUCUUUUUUUAUGAAUCUGACUUGUUUAAAAGAGGUGUAUCUUGAUGGUGUAGACCUUUCUGCUCAAGGCUCUAACUGGUCUCAAGUCUUAUCCUCUGCACUUCCUCAUCUUCAGGUUUUAAGUUUGUCAUAUUGUCAGCUGAACGGUCCAAUCCACAAUUCAUUUGCAACACUAAAAUCUCUAUCUUAUUUGCAGCUUAGCACUAACAUUCUUUCUGAUGAAUUUCCACAAAAUGUUUUUCUCCUUCCAAAAUUGAAAACAAUUGACAUCUCCAAUAAUUACCUUCUGAGUGGCCAGUUUCCAGAGUUUCCAAAACACACCCCUUUGCAAACCAUUUCACUUUACAAUACAAAAUUUCAUGGAGAAUUGCCUCAGUCCAUUGGAAAUCUUCAGUCACUGAAAAUUUUAGAUAUUUAUAGAUGCAAUUUCUCGGGGUUAAUCCCAUCAUCACUAGCAAACCUCACAAAGUAUUAUUGA